Owenia fusiformis is the source of this 1675-nucleotide messenger RNA. Lineage: Eukaryota; Metazoa; Annelida; Polychaeta; Sabellida; Oweniidae. The record is from the annotation of a GenBank genome assembly.
AUUGUGUCACGUUGGUAUAAAUACUUUAUAAGUCGAAGAAAAUAGACAAAGAGGGAUUGGAAAGCAAUCUUUCUUUCAAAACCACACACACUAUUCAAGAUGGUGAAAAUGUAUAGUUUCAAGCAAGACUUAAGUGAGAAAAGGUCUCAGAGUCAACAAAAAAUAAUAGAAGCUCUCGGGACAAUGGAUGAUGACAAAGAUACAACAGGAGAACGAAAACCAAAUUUGGACACCAAACAGAAAAUACUGAAGAACUUAUUUAUUCUAACCAUUGGAUCAAUGUUGGUCAAUAUCCCGAGUUUUGGUUUGAUCAGUCUUCAGAGUAGCUUAAAUAAUGAAGGUGGCCUUGGGGUAGCUGCUAUAAGUUGUCAAUGGGCUGCAUUUGGUCUCACUAGUUUGCUUAUUGCGCCUUCUUUUUUCAACACAUUUGGUGCCCGAAAGUCAUUUUUCGUCUCUUGGGUGCUAUUCCUGACUUUUACCAUAGCAAAUGCCUUUCCAAGUUGGUAUAGCUUAAUACCAACAAAUAUAUUGAUUGGAAUUGGAACUGGGAUAAACUGGGCAGCUAAUCCCAUAGUUGUUACAUCUCUCGCACUCGACUAUGCAUACAUCAAGAAAACCUCAGAAACUCGCCCAAUCAUCGACUCCUUCCAAGGUUUAAUGCUAGCUGGGGCCAACAGUGCCAGAAUUUGGGGGGAAAUAAUUUCAGCUAGCAUUCUAUUGGAUGACACACUGCCAAUCGAUGAUAAUAUAAACAAUUCAACGGCAUUCGAAGAUGUCUGUGGUUCGGAAUUUUGCCCAAAUUCAAACUUAACUGGAACAAAGAUUAUCCAACCACCAGAUGAGAAAAAGUAUCUCCUAGUUGGCAUAUAUUCCGGAUGUAUCGUCCUUGGACUGCUGACGCUGUUCAUAAUUGAUCCACACAAACCAACCAAAACUAUUUCAGCGGGAAAAAGAAUAUUAAAGACCAUCAAACUACAGGGGAAUCCGAAGAUGAUGCCACUGAUAGCCUUAUUUGUAUAUAAUGGAUUUAGACAAUCACUCAUAUCAGGAGACUUUAAUCAGGCCUUUAUAAGCUGUGAGUUAGGAGUUGGUUACAUUGGUCUCGCCAUGUUGUGUAUGGGAAUAACCAAUGCCCUGGGUGCCGGCCUUAUCGGAGUAAUAAAUCGUUGGAUACCAAGACAAGUCUUUGUCAUUAUAGCAGCAUCUAUAAAUAUGCUUACGAUGGUAACAAUGUUGCUAUGGGAACCUUCCGCAGAUCAGUUCUGGUUGUUUUUGACCACUUCCUGCAAUGCAUGGCUUGGCACAUUCCACAUGGCAAAUGAUGGAAAAUUCAAUAAUCAACACAUUGUUCCCUGAUGCACUGGAUUGUGGUUUUGUGAGUCGCAAUAUGUGGCAGUCUGUAGGCGUAUCAACAUCAUUUGCUAUCCAGGCUUACUUAUGUGUAUCAACCAAGACUUACAUCACCAUAGGAGUGCUGUCAGUUGGCAUGGUGAGCUACACAAUACUGGAACUUCUUGUACAAUUCAAAUGGAAACAAAGUGACACAAAGUGAAUACAAAUAUGUAUGACUGGCUGUUAAGCCAAAACCCACUUUGUACUCGUAGAUGUAUAGGAAUAUGGACAAAAAUAUAAAGGCAGAUAUUAUUAACUAUAUCAAAAAAAUUGAUUAAAAAAA